Lecanosticta acicola is the source of this 20232-nucleotide messenger RNA. The record is from the annotation of a GenBank genome assembly. NCBI's taxonomy places the organism in Eukaryota, Fungi, Ascomycota, Dothideomycetes, Mycosphaerellales, Mycosphaerellaceae.
AUGUGGAAAGCAGCUUUCACCGGUCGCAGUGAAUCGGGCGGCGCCGCUGGAGCAAGCGCAUCGGGACGCUCUUCCAAAGACACCAGAGACGACUCCCGGCGCAAGAAGAGUAGCCACAGCCAUCGCGCCGAGUCUGUCGUCUCCUCGACCGCGCGAAGAGACGAUGACCGAGACAGAGAGCGUAGGCGUAGUGGCAAGGCGAGUAGCCUGUACGACAAUGGAUCUUCUGCUUCUCGAUACGAGACUGCCUCUUCCUUUGCUUCUCCCAACACUUCCGCCUAUGCGACUGCGCCGACGUCCCGGGUCGGAGAGACACGUCCAUUGACGGAGAGCGCCCUGCGAAUGCUGCCAGACGACGAUGAUGAGUGGGAAGACGAGGACAAGGAUGCGCGCAGUGAGAAGAAGAGCAGACGGAAGGGCAGUGAGGACGAGAAGAGACGGAAGAGCACCCGAAGUGAGAAGGAGAAGUCGAGAAGCAGGUCGCGAGAGAGAAGGGAAAAGAAGAAGGAGAGCAGUAAGACGAUGUCUAGUACGGAGAGACCGCGCGACAAAGAGAGGGAUAAGUCACGCCGUCAGCCAGAACUGGUAGAGGGCUCGAGGACCAUCCCCGAAAUGGGCAGCUUUGAACAGUUCCCGGGUCAAUACGCAGAUGGCUAUAUGGGUCAUUCAUCCCAGCAGGGAGCGUUGAUGUCUGGAGCAUUGCCAAGUCCAGCGCCACAGCAACAAUUCCCGGGCCAGGACCAGUACAGGCCACAGAUGCCUCCGCAACCAACCCGCGCAGAUUCCUACGGCCACGCCGCUGAGUAUUACUUGGAUGAAGGUCAAUCCGUUCAGUUUCAACCCGGCAACCGCCCACUUACUCCCAGUAUGCUCGUCAAUCCGGCCGCUCACUUGCAGGCCGCUUCUGCGCUGCCUAACCCUGCUCAAGACACUGGACAUGGUUCUGCGGCCGACUUCUACAGUGGCAGAGUGAGCCCCGUCAACUCAGCUCCAACAACGUCUGCAAAACCUUUGAGGCCAGGAAAGCAGUCUUCGUCCAGCUCAGGGAAGCCUUCAAAGCCGCCUCGCACCUCCUCUUCGGGUUCUGCCGCAGCCGCUACCGCAACAGCAGCGGGCAUCGGAGCCUUAGCUGGCUCUUCGCACCAUCACUCGUCUUCCAUGCAGCAAUCUACGUCGUCGUCCUACUACCAACAAACAGGCAGCUCUUCAAAGCCGUCUCGACCGAACCGACCAAGCUCUGACGGGGACUUGUACUAUGCGCCGCCUCCAUCGAACAGCACCUACCCGCCUACUCUCGCAUCAACAAACGGUUCUGGACCCAGUCCCUAUGCUAACACAGCAGGUACUCCAGGUAAGCAAUCUACUAACUCUAAUAUACCACUUUAUGCGGCAGGUGCCGCUGCCGCCGGGUUCGCCGCUCACCAAUACGCACAACACCAACAACACUACGGCACCCAGAACAACGGCUUCAACAUGACAUCACAUGGCAACUAUGGAGGAGGUGGUGGUCAGGGCCCUCCACUAUCCCCGCGACCAGGUGCUGGAGGCUACGGCUACUAUCCACCGAACGGCGGCGGUAGUGGAUUUGGCAUGCAACACCAGCACAUCCACGAACACAAGGGACCCUUGACGCGCCUUAAGGAUGGCUUCUUCAAUCUUAUAUCCUCACCAGAAGACACGGCUAAAAUGGAGAUGUACACCGAGUACAUUGGUGUCUGUAAAUACUGCUUCGACCCUCGCACUUCUCCAGGCGACGCGCCCCGUGUGCACCACUACCAUAAGCGACGAGACUCUUUUGAAGACUUGAGGAGGCGAAAAUCAUAUGAGCGAAUGACUCGAAAGGGCAGCAAUGAUUCGUUAAGGCGACAAGGUAGCACUCGAGUUGAUAAAGACAGCCGUUACUACGCCUCCGAGAGCAGUAGGAGGAAACGUGAGAGCGGAGGAGCAGGAUUUCUUGGUGCUGGCCUUGCCGCCGCUGGCGCCGCUGCGGGUGCGAACGCCCUGUACAGCGACCGCAAGAAUUUCGAUGAUACCUACAGUGUGAAAUCCGGACAUCGCGAUAGCUCGGCAGUGAGGCGCCGAAGUCGAUCGUCUUCGCACGAGCGGCGACGUCGCUCUACGCAUGGAAUUAUCCGUUCGGAUAAGGAAGAGUAUGUCACCGUUCGCCGAAAGGAUGGCACUCUAGAGCGCCGCAAAGUUCAGAGAUCGCGUUCUAGCUCGCGAGAGCGCAAAUCCGGAUAUUUGGGUGCUGCGGCCGCGGGUGCGGCUCUUGGGGCUGCUGGUCUAGCUGCGGGCUCCCGGCGUCACUCGAGAAGUCGUUCGCGAAGUCGGAGUCCCACUAUACUGGGCUCGUUUGGAGCAGCAGAUGUCCGAUCAAGACGCAGUGGCCGUACAUCACCCGCUCGAGCCGCUCAAUAUGCUUCUGGCCGCUACGAAGAGCCUGAGGAGGAGCAGGGCAGGUUUGGUGGUUUCUUCUCGCCACCACAGAGGCAACGCCGCGAAUCUCGCGAUCACCACAAGAAGAGGCGUGGAUUCUUCACGUUUAGUAAUGGAUCUUCUUCGUCUUCGAACUCUGAGCUGGCCUUUGGUGAACGGUUUUCAAGUAAGACAAGCUUGCCCUUGCGCCGGAAAGCAUCUUCGGGGUCCAACAGGACGGGCCGUCGAAGAUCGAGGAGGAAUUCUGAUGAGCACAUUGCUGCCACCGUUGCUGGUAUCGGAGCCACUGCUGCGGCCCUGGCUGCAGCGAAGAAAGGAAACAGGGUCAGCAAACGCACAAGCCGGCCGGAACUCGGUAAACGAAGAGAUGUGCGUUACUCAACCGGAUCCGGUCGGCGACCAGACGACACAGUUUCCUCUGAGGAUGGAGAGUGGGAAGACGAACUUCCUUCAGACGUUGACGAUGAGUCCAGCGUUGAUGGUGGUCUUGCGUUUGGCGACUAUGGUGGCAAGCGUCUCUCCAGUCAGCAGAGCUUGGAAAGUGUCGGAUCUGAAUCGCACGCUGGAGGCUUGGGCGCGUGGGGCUGGAGAUGGGGCGGUAAAGAUAAGAAACGCCGAACAAGCCGGCGGUCUGAUCAAGGAAGCACUGCCAGCUCUUUUGCUACACCAGCCCUUGCCACGGGCCUGGCUGCCGGAGCUGCCGCUGGCACUGCGUUCGAUCAAGACCGACCCAUCAACAAACCUGUCUACCUCGACGAUACUGGCAGGCGUCUCCCAAGUAUCGACAGUAGCUCUACGGCGAGCGGACCUGCACGGCCAAUGCAGUAUGUUGAGCCUGCACCGAUCUCCGACUUAGGAAGCACACCAGGGUCACAAUAUCCCUCGAUGCCAGGUGCCUUCGAUCAGGAGCCACCAGUCAUCCGGCCCGGCCCAGCACCACUGCAGCAGCCUCAGCCUAUGUCUCCAGCUCGUCCAGCAUUCACACAAAGCCCACCUGAGAUUAUGGACCCAUAUUCACAUCGACCUGGCCAGCCCCGUCGUGCAAAUUCCAGCCCAAAUCGCAGCUCCUUCGCACAAGAUGCGGCUCUCAUUGGCGCAGGUGCUCUUGCUACUGCUGGAAUCCUCGCAGGCGGCUCCGGCAGACGAUCCAAAGAGCCAUCUAAUGUCCGCUUCGGUCUCACAGACGAGCAACAGCGGAAAGAGGAUCGCGAUCGGCGCAGAGACCAGAAAGCCGCCGAUGAGGAACGACGGCGUGCAGACCGUACGAGAGCACUCAAAGAAGAAGCCGAUCGGGCCGCUCGCGAAUCAAGGCAAGAAGAAGUUCGUCGGGCGCGCGAAGAGGAGAAUCGGAAAGCCGCCGAGGCUGCUUUGGAGCGCGAGCGUGCAGCACAGCGAGAAGCCGAAGAGCAAGCUAGGCGCGAACGCGAGAGAGAAGCUUCGCGAGUUGAGCGUGAGCGCUUAGAGCAAGAAGCGCGCGAUCGCAAGGAGGCCGCUGCCGCUGCCGCCGCAGAAGUUGAAAGACAUCAGAGGGCACGAGAAGAAGCUCAGCGGCGGGCCGAUGCUCAUGAGCGUGAACGUCGCGAAUGGGAAGAGGCGUAUGCGAAAGAAGAGUCCCGUUUGGCUGAAGAAGAGCGGCGCAACGAGGACAUCCGCCGACAGCGAGAGUCGGAGGAGCACGAACGCUACAUCCGGGAGCAAGCUGAGCGCUAUCAGCAGGAGCGCAGAGAUGGCGGUCAUGAGGGGUCUUCGGGAUGGAGUUCUGUCGCUGCCGGAGCUGCCGCAGCCGCUACAGUCGGCGCCGUCAUGGCUGGCAAGGAGCAUAGAAAGAGCCGCAAUCGUAAGAGCCGGGAGGAUUCUUACUACGACGAAGCUCACUUUCCGGAGCGAGACCGCCCGUCUGACGCCGACGUGCAAGCAUAUGGUGGCGCUUCUCGUGAUGAAGCCGAGCUAGACCGCCGUGCCAGAGAACAGUACGGAAGAAGUCCUGCUGACGUCGAGUUCCGCAAUGGGUACGCCGCGGCCGAGAUCAAGCCCGAGAACGAGCAUUCGGGUGAGCCUCUCAUGGACGACGAUCUCUACAAUCCCGACUUUUUCAAGGAAAAGCACACAUCCACCGAGAAUGCCAGGUACGCCGAGUUUGCACGGAAGGCGGCAGACAAAGUCGUGGCCGAUCGAGAAGGCGCAUACACAGAGAAGACUACAUACGCGGAUUUCUUCGCGCCAAAGGAAUUGCUGUGCAAGGCUGCGCAAGGCAAGACGAGUUCUGCGAGCCCGGUCGCUGACAAUGAAGUGCAAACCUGGCAUGCCAGGGAUGCCGACAUACAGUCCCGUUUCCCUUCUUCGGACUACGGUUACGGUAGAAGCAAGCAUGCGCCGUACGGAGUACCAAAGCUCAACGUUAUUUCACCAACGCCACCACCUGGCAGUGUUUCGACGAGCCCAGAAGCCAAGAAGGGCAAAGGGGUAUACUACAAUUCGCCGCUGUCCAAGAGCCAGGACGCUGAUGAAGAAGACUUCGGCGAACCCGAUUCAACUAGCAAGUCUGAGCGUAGCAGAAGCAUCUCCUGGGGCGAAGACAAGACGCACAUCUACGAUGAUCAAACACCAUGCUCCUACCAAGAACGCGACUCAUACAUUCACAGUCCUGACAUGCGCGGCGAAAAGGUAGCGGCUGGGCUUUCCAGCGUAGCGGGCGCAGCAGCUGCGGGCGCCGCACUUCACGAAAUUGUCGUGGAAGAUCCAUCCGGUGACAAGAGGGUAUUUCACGAAGAUGAGUGGGCUCGCGAGGAGGAAGAGUCCAAGAAUGGCCAGGAAAUGGACGAAGGAGAUGACGUUGAAGACAUCACACCUUCCCCUGGAGCAGAGCCUCACGCAUUCUACAGGCAGCCCUUCUUCGACUCCGUGUCUGAUAUGGGCAUCGGGACAUUUGGAGUGGAUUCGCCGGGCACAGAAGGCGCCCCUCCUCAACGUGGUUUCGUGGAAGGGGAAGUAGACGAGCCAACACCUGCUGAAGAACAGAGAUCGCACAUUCCCGGGGGAUUCGACGACGAAAUGGAUGAUAUCUAUCGCCCCAAACGAAAGCUAAGCGAACCCGUCACUGCAGAGACUGAUAGGACUCAAGUAACAGCACGCGAUGCCAUUGAAGACGAGGGCACCGAGGAGCCCGCAUGGGAAGCUCCUCUUUCGAAGAAGGAGAAAAAGAAGCGGGAGAAGGCUGCAAAGGGAAAUGGCAGUCUUGGUGAAAGCGAUCCUGCCACUUCGACGCAACAGCCUGAAUCUGUGCCUGAGCCUUCCAGUGCAGCAAUUCCGGAGACUGAGCCUACCGACUACUUCUCCGGAAUGACUAAGAAGGACAAGAAAAAGGCUAGAAAGCAAGGACUGGCCGACAACGCCAGCUUCAUGGUAGACGAGCCGCCUCGCGAGCCUGACAGCGACGAAGCCAUUCCCACGCCAGCUGCAGAGCCCGAGCCUAUCUUUAGUAAGAAAGAGCAAAAGAAGCGUGACAAGGAGGCCAAAAAGCAAGGCCAAAGUUUCGCAGAUGUCACUGACUCAAUACUUGCGGCCGGGGGCAUUGCAGCUGCCGCAGCUGUAGACAGCACAGAGGACGUUGGCUCCGGCUCAAGUAAAAAGAAGAAGAAGGGCAAGAAGGCAAAGCUCGGCGAGCCCAUCUAUAAUGACCCGAGAGACUCGAAACCUGCCGAAGCCGCUGUCGAAGUCAAGGACGUGAACGAGGAGCCUGCCAGCAUGCCAGGGAGCUGGGACAGCAGCCGCGAAGAGAGGUUUCAAGACGAUAAAUUCGACCACACCUCAAAUGCUAUCGAUCCGUUCCAGUAUCAAGUUCACGAGGAAUCGGCGCCCCCGACAGCACCUGAACCUCCGGCAUCUCAGGAAGCUGGGUCUUGGACAGAAUCCGCGGAACCUAAGUCAAAGAAGAAGAAGAACAAGCGCAGCAGUAUUGCCUUCAACAUUCCGGAAGUGAGCUCGCCGCUGCGUUCCGAAAUCCCCAUGGAUGACUACAUCAGCGCCAAGGAUGCGGCAGAAGACUAUCGCUCUACUGCAGAACUGGCCUCCACGAAUGGCGACGGAAUUGAGAAAGUUUUGCGGCCAGAACCGGACUCUGCAGGCAUCCGAGACGAAGAUCAACUCGACGAGCGGAUGAAGAAUGACUCUGGAACUAGAGACAGACGCAGAGAAAGUGAUAGCCCUCGCCGGAUUUCACCAGAUGAUUCGAGGUCCGUAGUUUCUGCCCCGACUCCUGACGCCGAGGGCCGUCGUCGGGCGAGGCGCGAGGAUCCCCGUAACGGAGAUUACUUUGACGAGCCGUCGUAUGCCUAUGAGACACAAUCUGUGGCGGCAUCUGAGCCCGCUGACAUCUAUGAGAGAUCCAGAAAGUCUAAGAGGCGCUCGCGUCACGCAGACGAUGACGACACCGCGUCUGCGGUCUCGAGCCGUUCUCGUCGUGAUCGUGAUAGGGAGGAGUCGCCUUCGUCAAAGAAAGAGAAGAAGGGUGGCUUGUUCGGGCUGUUCAGCCGGAAGUCAGUCGACGACUACAGAUCUACCAAGGACAAAGAUUCCCGGUUUGACGGAGCUUCUUUGAGUCGAGAUUCCACGCGAGAAAGCAGAGGAAGCAGAGAUGAUGAAGACGAUGAGGCUCGUCGGCGCCGCAAGAAGAAGUCGAGAGACUCGCAAUAUGGCGAUGAUGAAGAAGAUACCCGAAGCGUCAAGUCCGAAUCGCGUCGAAGCCGUCAUCGUUCAGAGGAAGGCCGCUCUGACGAAAGAGAUCGCCGGCGCCGCAGCACUCGGGAUGACGAUUAUGAUGCCGCAUCGCCAGCCCGUAGCGAGUCUGGUCGCAAGCAUCACCGCCGUCGCCGCACUGACGAUGAUGGCGAGGAUCUCCUCCGGAGAGACAGCCGCAACGAGUCUCGCAGCGCUGUGAGCGAAAGCGGACGCCGCCAUCAUCACCGACGCCGAACUGAUGAAGAUCCAUAUGGCGCCAGCUCUCGGGACCGGUCUUUUUUAGGGAUGCGGGUAGAGGAUCUGCCGCCUCUACCCGGUAGUCGCCCAGUGAGCCCAGAUUUGGCUGCUGAAAACCAGGAGCGGGGAGAAGGCAGCCCUGCUGAUGCCGAAUCUGGUUCUGGGUUGGUGAAGAGUCUGAACAUCUCCGACGCAGACGUGGCGAGAGAAGUUCCUGAGGCCCCAAGUUUCGCUCUCGACACCACCUCAAGGCCUGGUACGUUGCACAGGCCAAUGUCCUCUACUGCAGUGCCGCUGAAGUUCCCCUUCGGACAAGCACCUCAGACCCCAGGAAGUGGCAAGGACCGUUCACAUAGCUUCAGUUCGCCCACGGCACCAGGUUCGACCCCAGUUUCGCCCGCCGCUGGAAAACACUCUCGUCAAGGUCGCCCCAACUCCUCGGAAUUCCGACCUCUUUACUUGGUAGAACGCAACCGCAAGACACCGGAGGUGGAAGAUGUACUCCCCAGUCUACCGUCUAGCAAGCCUUCUAGUCGAGCUUCAAGUGUUCCCGAGAGCGACGACUACUAUCAAUCUGCUGUGGAAGAUUUGGCGACCGACUCUCCCUCCGGCUCGCGCGGGCUGACCAUCGAUACAGGGGUUGCUCGAGAGCAUUACCCGGGCGACUUGCUGGAUUCAGAAGAGUUAACUCCAAAGGCUAGCGAGUUCCCGCAUGUACUUUCUGAGAAACACGUCAAGCAGAAGCCGCAAUUCUACACCUGGGAAGACUUUGCUCGCGAAGAGAGGAUGCGUGAUGAACAGAAGCAUAGUGAAGAAACAACCAAUGCUGUCGCCGAAAACACGCCAGUUGACUUACCCUCUUCAUCUGCGACUCGUUCGACAUCGCCGUCAAAGUCCGACCAUAGCCAUGGAGGCUCCUUUAAGUCAGUUGCAGCUGCCGCCAUGCUUGGCACUGCCGCCGUCUAUGCCGACCACAAAUUCAAAGAUCUUCCUUCCGAAAGUUCUCACGAGCGCGAAGAAAAUAGUGCGAGCGUAUCUCGAGAUAGGCAAGUGCCAGAAGCAUCUCAUUCAUAUCCACUGCCUGCGCCAAUUGAGGAAUCAGUGCACGCUUCGCAGCCUGUUCAUGAGCCUACAGUUUCUCGCAAAAGCUCAAAGAAAAAAGGCAAAAAGGACAAGAGCCAGAUUGGACAAGAUGAACAAGCGGACAAUUUCGGCUCUCCAUCUCUGCCACUAGAGCCUGCUUCCAUGGACCAUCCAGAACUGGCUACGUUCCCCGCGGCAACACCACAGAUUGAGGCCGGCAAGAUAAGCCGUGAGCGCGACGCUGCGAUUGAUGCGAGCACGCCAGCUCACAUGGAAGCGCUUGCGCGACGCGAAACUGAUGUCUUCCCUGAUUCUGAAGCUUUGGCUGAAGAAGGUAGCGCAGCCCGGGACAUGGCUGCUACGCCAGAACAAUCUUCCAUAACGUCUUCAAAAAACUCACUCGAUCGUUUCUUGCAGACAGAGCAAGGUAUGGAAGAGGGCACAGUCUUCGCGUCUGCAGCCGCACACACCAUGCCUGUGUUGCCGUCUAAUGAGGCGUCGAAUAACUCCAGGGAGCUCGCGGACGAAGCCGAGCCCGAGAACUACACGCAGCAGGACACGGUCACAGCUCAUGAAGCUCAGCGACCUUCUCGGUCCUACAAAAUCCCUAAUGCAAAAGCUGAACUUGCGCCUCUGGUCAUCGAGCAGCGCACAGCAGAAGCUGGUGGUGACGACGACUCUGCGGAUAUAACGCCAGCUCCCAAGCUCACCCGGAAACAAUCGAAGAAGGCUAAAAAGAAGCAGAAGGCUACUACCUUGUUUGAGGCAGAGGCUGCUGAUGAGUCCAGUGUGCAGAGCGCGGACACUCUUCACCAGACAUUAGCUCUCGAAGAAGCGCCUAAGGGCAACUCUGGUAUAUCUCUUGCGGAAGUGCCUGAGGUGCAGGACCUUCGGGAAAGCCCAGAAGUAGAAUCAGCAAACGACACUGCGCCGGAGCCAGCCCCUCGGAUCAGUUUUGGAAUGGCUGACUUCCACGUGGUAGCGCAAAGCGGUGGGUGCGGCUGGCACGAUUCGCAAGCUCAAGCUUUUCAGUCGAUGCUCCGCGAGAGCAGUUCCCGGGAAGCUGAACCACUCAACGAAUCUCAGGACUUUGAUAAGCAGCAAAGUGCAGUGGGCAUAGGCCAGUUGCAGCAGGAUCAGGUCUCUGAACCUUCUGUCUCUGAACCUCCUGUCUCUGAACCUCCUGUCUCUGAACCUUCUGUCUCUGAACCUUCUGUCUCUGAACCUUCUGUCUCUAAGAGUGCGAAGAAGGACAAGAAGAAGAAGAAGAAGCCUUCAACGUGGUCCGAAGCUGACACGGAGACGGCGGUAAUUGAGUCUGACACUGUCCAGAAGUCUCCUUUCGAGGAGCCCAGCCAAUCAGGGGAAGACCAUGAGAAUCCCCGUGGCAUUGUCACCGCUGCUUUGGCUGCAGCUGCAGGCGCUGCAGGCGCCGCCGUACUAACAGAGAAACAAGCAAAGAAGAAGGCGAAGAAGGACAAGAAGAAGCAAUCACCUACCUGGUCUGAACCUGAAGCUGAAGUCGAGCCUCCCACACGGCCUGUAACUAGCGGAAUUGACGAUUCUCUGGAGGGUGCGGGGCCCGCGCAGCCAGAGGAAAUGCUAGAGCCUCUCGCUCAGUCUUCCCAGGAAGAGGUGGAGGAGCCUCCCGCGCAAGCAGCUAGCAACGAGCGCGAUGCAUCCGCUGUUCUGACUCUAGAGCCGCAAGCCAUUAAUAACUCUUCGCCCACGGCCGCCAAGAGGAAGAGCAAGAAAGACAAGAAAAGGAAAUCGUUACCGCAGGAUGAGCCCGAGACGGAGGCUCUCACCCAGCCAGAGCAAAAUGCUGGUGACGAAGCUGAGAGUACUUACCUAAAAGACGAAGCCGAGGUGCCUAAAGGGAUCUUCGUCGAUGAGCCCACCGAAGACUCCACUUUCGUAGGGACUGCGCAGAUUUCAGAGCCACAGACUCAAGAGACACCGGGAGAGCAGCCUGAUGGUACAAUCCAGCCGUCUGAAGAUGUGCGUGUGCCCUCUGAUGAAGGUCUCACCCCGACAGACCAUACUCGGCAGUCUGAGGAGGCCCAACAUCCAGAAGAACCCAUGCCUAGCACGUCGAGAAACCAGAGCAAGAAAGACAAGAAAAAGAAGAAGAAAAGGGCUACUGCGGCUUCGGCAGAACCCGAGCAAGAGCAAGACACUGAGUCCAGGCAGAUGUCAGUCGAUGAGUCAGCCUUCGUCGAUGCCGUCGAGGACUCAGCCGAGACGACUAAUGCUGCGGACGUUUACUCAGACGUCAAACCUUCAUCUUCGUCGGCUCCGAGACCAAUGAGUGACGAAGGAUUGACGACUGAUCCUGCUGCUACUGAUGAAUUGCCAGCUCAAGUCGAGUCUGAGCCAUUCGCCCCUAUCUCUCGUAAGAAGAGCAAGAAGGACAAGAAGAAGAAGACGCAGUGGUGGGCUGAGCCCGAUCCUGAGUCAGCCUCAAUAGAAGACUCGGCUUCACGCUCGAUGUCAAUUGAUGACGCAGCCUUCGUGGAUGCAAACGAGACUCAAAUGCCAGCAAACGAGCCUGCGGAAGUGGCCGACGUUCACCCGGAUGUUGCAAUGCUCGAACCUACACCUGAAGGCAACGACUCUACCCAGAUCACCACUCAGGAUGCUCGGUCUGAAAGCUCUUUGGUCGAGUCUGCUCCAGUAUCCAAGAAGAACAGCAAAAAGGACAAGGACAAGGAGCAGAACUUCGCUUGGAACGAACUCGAGGAUGAAGUACCUGGGGCGUCGGUAACCACACCCGAGGACAGUCUUACGAUGCCUGAGCCUCGCGAACAACCUCUGCCGGCUGAUGACAGAGCCAAGCCCUCGGAGGAGUCUGAGCGGUCCUCUGCUGCCAAUCAAGAUACCCGAUCGGACUCUUCACAGGCCGCCAUUCUAGGUGAACAAGCCAACCACAACAACGUGAGUACGCCGGAACCAGCGUGGGAAGAAUCGAUGACUUCUGUGAAGAAGAAGAAGAGCAAAAAGGACAAGAAACGAAGACAAACAAUGGAUUGGACAGCGCCAGAGGCACCGGCAUUUUCCGACGACGUUGAUCAAGUCCCAGCGCGGAGCAACGAUACAGAAGAGCCCACACAACCACAGGACGAAGACGUGCCGAUUGAAACGCAGAAGGGAGCUGCAGAAGAGACUUGGACGCCAUCUCUCGACGACGUCGAUCAAGUCCCAUCGCCAAGCAACGAUACGGAAGAGCCCACGCAACCACAGCACGAGGACAACAAAGAUGUGCCGACUGAAUUGCAGAAGGGAGCUGCAGAAGAGACUCGGACGCCAUUUCUCGACGACGUCGAUCAAGUCCCAUCGCCAAGCAACGAUCCAGAAGAGCCCACGCAACCACAGGACGAAGACAACGAAGACGCGCCGACUGAAAUGCAGAAGGGUGCUGCAGAAGAGACUUGGACACCCAUGGGUGCCAACCAAGAGCUCCCAGAGCCUCAAGAAACCGCGACUGAUCCUUCUUCACUCGAGAACUUCGUCCCGGCCAUCUCAGAUAAGGGGGAGGAGAGCAAGUUGACCCAAGAAUCGGAAUCGAAAUCGACAGAUGUCGAGCCCGUCCCAAGAGAAUUGUCCGAAUCGACAGACAAGGAUGCCGCUCACGUGGAGUCUUUGGGAGACCUUCAACGCCUUGCGAACGAACCGGGUCUCCUUUCGGAGGAGCCUUCGAAAGGUGAAGACUUUGCCCCUGCUGCGUCGAAGAAGAAGAAGAGCAAGAAAGACAAGAAGAAGAGGCAGACCUUCGGUUGGACUGAGCCGGAGCCUGAAUCGAUCUCCACCCCUGAAGCUGAGAAAGACGUAGCUACAGCUGCAGGACUGGCAGAUGUUGCAGAUGAGACCUCACUGAGCGAGGCGAAGGAAAUCGUGCCCACUGAGAAAGGAGAAAAGGCCGAUGAGGAUUUCAAAGAUCCACAGCACCCAUCUACUGCGCCUGAUGCCUCUGCCGCCCAAGAAGAUGCCGCAGCCGAGUCGGAGCCUUCCGAGAAUGUUGGUUCUAAUUUGCCCCGCAAGCAAAGCAAGAAAGACAAGAAGAAAAAGCGGCGACAACAGACCCUGGACCGGGAAGCCGAUGUUGAAGACUAUCAACCAUCUGCUGAGACGGCACCAGUCUCGUCUUCUCAAGAGCUGCAAACUUCAGAGAGUGGCGAACAGGAGCAAGCGAGAUUGCAAGAGGCCAGCGAAAGUCCCGAAAAGAUCCCAUUGCCCGCGGAGUCCGACAACGAGGUCGCUGAACUGUCUGUCUUCGAGAAUGAGGAGCAUCGCGAGCUCGGUCCGCGUGAGGCACACAACAAGCCAGCCAGCAUUACGCAUGAUCCAGAAGUGCGUACGAAAUUCUCGACUGCUAAUGACAACUUCGUAGCGACUGCUGAGGCAGACGAUGCACCAGCGGAAUCAUCAUGGACGUCUAGCUCAAAAAAGAAAGGCAAGAAAGACAAGAAAGGCCGGAAAACUGUGCCUGAAAUUUCACCUGCGGAGACGCCUUCUGUCCUCGAGCACGAGCAACCUGCAGAAGACGAUCCGGUGUUCUCAAAGGCAUCAGAUCGCUUGAACGAAACGCCAGUCGAAGAUCAGAAUGCCGAAGUCACCACAUUCGCUGAUCCAGACACGAUUCUGACCGCGCCGGCAGAGCAAUCAUCACAAGACGAUUUCGCCUGGGCCACGAGUAAGAACAAGAAGUCAAAGAAGAGCAAAAAGGGACGUCAGUCCGUCGUUGAGGCUCUCCAGCCACCGGCGGAAGGGAGUGCAGAGCCAGAUGUCGGAGAGACUGAGCAACCGAUUGAGCCCGCGACGGAAGUGACUGACGCAGAGCAAACUUCCCGUCUUGCACCCGAGUAUGAGGCCAGUGUCGCGGAUCAUGCGAGCGAGAUACCUGCGAAUUCAAGCACUGAGCGCGACUCAUCCAAUUCGCCUCAUCAGUUGGAGGCAAACGUCGACCUCGAGACGGAUCAGAUGCCCAAGCCUGAAGAUCUGCCUGACAGCCUUGCAGAUGAGCCUCAAGUCGACACUUGGGAGGUCCCAGCAAGCUCAGAGAAGGACAGGAAAGGCAAAAAGUCCAAGUCAUUAGGCUCAAUAACACCCGCCAUUGACACGCCUUUGCCUGGUGUUAGUGGACCAAACGAGGCUCCGGGCGAGGAAACAUCAGCUCAGACUAUCACAGAGCAAGCAGAGCCUGAGCCGCGUGCUUCCAUUGAUGAUCAAGAUAUCGCCGCGAUGCUCGCUGCAGAAGAGCCGCAGGAGGACCUGUGGGCUGCGCCGAGCAACAAGAAGAAGAAGAAGAAGAAGGGCAAAAAAGGCAGAGACUCGACUGCUGAAACAAGCGGUGUUGAUACACGGUACAACAUUGAUGAAAGUGCUGUUAUUGAAUCUACUGGUGAAUCGGAAACUCUGCCUGAGCCGGAUGCCGAUUUGACCAUGACGGACGCUGCCAGGGAGGACUCUGCCGAGACAAGUAUCGCGGAAGAUCUCUGGACCGCUCCUUCUUCUAAGAAAAAGAAGGGCAAAAAGAGCAAAAAGUCUGAGUCCGGACACGCUACUCCAACGACAGAGGACGUCAUCUCUAAUUCGGAGCCCACGAUCGAACACGCGCCCACUGAAGAACAUGCGCUCGUUCCAGAGAAUAGCGAACCCACCGAGACGGAAGAGUACGCUGCACCGUAUGAAACGGCUCCAGCCGAAGUGGAAGCAAAUACUGUCGAGGACAUCUGGGCCGAAGAAGAUCUCGCCACGCAUGAGGGUCAUGACGCUGUGCGCGACUUGGUUGGAGAUCCUUCUGAAGUCACUGAAAGCUCUUGGCAGCCUCUCAGCUCGAAAAAGUCAAAGAAGAAGAAAUGCAAACGUGGCAGUAUCGCAGCAGCGAUGUCCUCGGCCGAGCCUGAAUCCGCAGACGCUCCUCAGCCUGGCCGCGGGCAAGACGUGCCGAGUCAAGGCAUUACGACAGCCGACACCGCCCAAGGUAUCGAACAUGGCGUGGAUAGUAGCAGGUCCCAAUCAUCUGGGGAGUCUGAACGACUCGAUGCGCCUACUCAGGAGACGGAAACUCGCGACAUCAAGCCAGAUGCGUCUUUCGAAGACCCAGUAGAUGAUGUGCAAGAAAAUUCAUUUGCCAGUCAUGAGGGUUCAUCCGUCCCUCAACCCGGCAACAAGUCAAAGGAAAACACCGAGAGCAAAGAAGCUGCCCAGGGCGACGUCAAUGCUCUUGAGAGUACUGCUCUUGACGACAUCCCAAAGCUAGAGUACGCCACUUCCCCCUUCGCGGUCGACCCAACUCCACAGAUAAGCACGCAUGAGCCUGCACAGGCUGAGAUCAGCGAUGUUUGGGCACUUCCUCCGAAGGGCAAGAAAGGCAAGAAGGGCAAAAAGGCCAAGCAGACCUUUGCUUGGGAAGACGAUACUCCAAUUGAGGAAGGGACGCCUGCGGAUGGGGCGCCAGAAGUCGAGUCACCGAAGGAGGCUGCGCCAGUUGAGGAUACUUUCCAUACCGUUCAGCUAGGUGAUGCUGAUCAGCAGCCUGCGUUUGCAGAGUCGACAGAUCAUGAAGUGCCUGCACAGGCAGCGGAACCAUUGCCGAAGCCCUCUACACCUCCAGACAAAGCAGAUGACUCGACGGCAGCGGACUCGAGAACCGUGGAACCGGCGCUGCCCUCGUCUGCUGAAGCGGUAGAAGAGGUGUCUGCCGAUCCUCAAGAAAGAAACGUGCCAGAAGAUCAAAGCGACGAGCUCCCAGUCACCACCAAGAAGAGCAAAAAGGACAAAAAGAAGGCCAAAAAGAACAAAGGUUUGGCAGUCGACCCUCCAGCUGAAGAGAUACCUGGGACAAGUGAAGAUCAUCAAAAAGAUGAGUCGUUCGGGGCCGCUGCAGUUGCAACCGCCGCAGCGGCAGGCGUCGUAGCUGGAGAGUUUGUAGAGCAGGAGCCACAGGAACCUGAAUGGGCUGGCUUUCCGAGCAAGAAAUCGAAGAAGGACAAGAAGAAGGCAAAGAAGAGCGGUCUGUCGACCCCGGCCGCACCACAGGAAGGCUCGGCGGGCUUGUCCGAUGAGGUUUCGAAGGGAGACUCGAAUGGAUCGGCAUCUGUCGACGCAGUAAAGGUGGAAUCGAAGCACCAAGACGGCGCCCAGACGGUCGUCGACGCCGAAGAUACCGAAAAGACAUGGACGUUCCCUGAGGAACCGAAUGCCGGCGCUCCGAAACUUGAUCGACUCCCAUCGCCAGCCCAAGACCCUGUCCCUGUUGGGGAGAGUACCGCAGGCUUCCAAGAGGACAGCCGUCUCGAGCAGGUGCACAAAGCGCUGACCGACGAGCCCUCCACACACGAAUUGCCUGAAUACAACCCGGGCGAGUUUCCUGCAGAAGGCGCUGAGGCGGACUUCAAUGCGCAAGAUCGUAAUGAGGCGACCUCCGAGCCGACUAGUGCGAGCGCGCCACAUCAAGUCUCACACGACAUUGACUUUGCCGCUGCUGUCGCUGCCGGUCUUGCUGACAGCGGCUUCAAUCCCGACUUGGUGAUCAACGAUCCGGUGUUCCAACGCAGAGCAUCGCCUUCCGGGAGUAACGCUGAAGCCGAUCCUGAGGAAGUUCCCUUGUCAACGACAACAAGGCGAAGAAGAAGCAAGAACGCGCCCGAAGCCUCUCACAGCCCUGAAAACGAGCAAGCAAUCCAUGCUCGAGAUAUGGCAAAUGACAGCGUCCCCGCUGACGACUUCGACAACGCUAUCAGCCAAGGCUUGACGAGCACAGGGUUUGACCCUGGGCUAUUGGAGAAGGCACUUGCAUCUAGCAAUGAUCAACUGUCUGGAAACGUUGCAGAUGACCCCGAAGACUUCUCUUCCACCACCACCUCGAGGCGCAAGAAGGCAAAGAAAGGCAAAAAGUCGAAACUAGCUCCCGAGACAGACACCUCAUCAGCUCCCGAUGUCGAAUCCACAGCUGGUCCAACUGAUGCCAAUGACUUCACACAACAGCAUCAUGGCUCCCCCGACGCAGUGACAACCAUUCCGACUUCAGAGGGACCGCAAACCUCAGAAGCCGCACUGCUUGAUGAUCCUUUGCAGGAUGAGAAUGCGCCAGCAGUGCAAUUGCAAGAUAAUAAUACGCAAAUGACCAGUGCAGAGAGGCCGAGAUCGUCCAGCGGCAGCGUCGUAAAUGUCAUGAACGUUGGGCGUGAUGAGAUGGAUAUGGAUGAAAUGGACAGGCAGUACAAGGAAUAUCGAAGGAACAAACGCAAGCAAAAGAAGUUGAAGGCCGCAGCGAAAGCAGCAGGUCCGUCCGACAACCUAGAAAGUUCAACAGCUGUGUCCGACAGCGACGCACUUCCGCGCAGCAUUCAUGCAAGCAGCGCUCUUGGGCCGUCAAUCGCGCGCGACGAGGUCGCAAAGAACGAUUCAUCAGCUGUUGAAGAGCGGACACGGGAACCGGAGCCACUACAGAGCCCAACAAACGAUCAGAGCGUCGUGCGAAGCGUUUUCCCGGGUCUUGAGCGUGUCAAGAGGCGCGCUCCAUCGAUACCUUCAGCGAACGAUGAUCCAGGAGAUAGGCGCUCCAGCUCGAGCAGUCGACGCGGCCUUCUGCAGCACACUUCGGAAGUGUCGCAGCUGCUACCAGUCGCUGUGCCAAGAAGCCCACCGCGAUCCGAGAUGGCCCUUCAGGAAGGCGACGUGGAAAUUCAAGAGUCCAAACGAGACUCGACUGAUGGCUGGGCAGGGGCCGUUGCUGCUGCCGGUCUUGGUGCUGCCGUCGCUGCCGCUGCGCGACAACGUCAAGCCAGAAAGUCUGCGGCGAAUGAAUCAGCAUGGUCAUUUGAUGCUCUCGAGGAGCGAAACAAAGCCACUCCUGAAUCGCCGCCAUCCGCCUCAAGAGAUCAUCAGCCUAUCCGAGACAGUGGCUAUCAAGAGGCCAAACGCUCUUCAAAUAGCCCCGAGCGGACCAGCCGCGAAAUACCCGAAAUACUUCACACCAGCUCAUCUCGUGAUAGCCUGCGUGAGCGAAGAUCGCUGGAUCCGCUGCGAAUAUCUACUACUCCUGACGAUGCAUGGGACAUCCGCAGUCCGAAAAAGAGACUUGAUGAUGGUCGAGGCCACGUAGCUGGCGAUCGUCCACACAGUCCUAGUGCCGAGACGCCGCUCAAGCCGACAAGUAAGGAACGCGUCUCGUAUCUUUUCCAAUCGCCUCCUGACACUUUAGCUGGUGCAACAGAUACCACGCCCCAAAGCGCCACAUCAUCCACUGCGCAACACAAGUCGCCAGCUGGCGAGUACUUCAAGACGAGAUCCACGUCAAGAGGGUCGAACGAUUAUGUCAAUACCACAAGAGAAGACACGCCCGAUCGAUCCACAUUUUCUCCGCAUGGUGGACGCGAUGUCAGUCAAGACCGAUCAACAUUUUCACCAGUCGGUGUCAGAGAAAGUCAUGAUCGGCCCGCUUUCUCGCCUAUCCAUAGCCCACGAAGCCCAAGCAUUCCACUCGAUGCCAUUCCCGAAGAACAGCAUGUGGGCAAGAGAAGAAAGCCUGAUUCAGACGUUGGCGGACCAUCCCAGAUCAAAGCAGUCCAACGCGCCGAGACGCCGCAGUCCAUCCGUGCCAGACAGAAUACGGUCUCGCCCAGCAUCCAGGCAACAAUGAACAUUCCAAUGGACCUGCCGAGAUCUACGAGCAACCCGCUUUCGACGGACACAUUGAUUAACCGCCUCUCGUGGCCCUCUGUCAAUGAGGAUCAGGAUACCGUCCAUAUUGACCGUCCUUUGGGCCAUCGGUACUCGAAGCCUGCAUUGCCGGAUCCGCGGUCUCCAAGCGCCAUGAGUAACCGGUCCAACACCAGUGGCACCCACUUUAAAUCUCCUCAGGACAUGCGCUCGUACAGUCGCACAAGCAACCGCAGCUCGACGCCUUCUCUGCGGCGGACGAGCUUGUCAGGUGAUCUUCGGGCCGUCAGCCGGCGGGGCGACGCGAGCGGGCCGGAUUCGGCCGUUGGCGCGGCAGCAUCUCCCAAAACAAUUCCCUUCGAGCCUCCGCCAACGCCGCCGCUCAACGAUGACGAAGUGAUCCAUGGUAGCGCCUCGCGCGCCGCAGACAUGAACGAUGAUAUUUUCGUACGUUCUAAUCCGACAUCACGGCUCAUUACUAGCGAUGCUAACGAUGCGCAGCAGGGCUAUGGCGACGCACAGCAAUCGCAAGUCUCGCCCACGCGACCGCCAAGCGUGCGUAAGCGCCAGAGCAUGCACAUCACGGACUUGGAGACUAGGAUAAAUGAACUGGCUGCGGAAAAUCGUGCGCUGCAAGAAGCUCGACGAUACGCCGAGCAGACACAUGAUGUCGCCCGCGACGUGAACUCCCAGGCUCUCCAGGAAGCUUUCGCCACACGUGACCUGCAGCUGCAAGAAAAGGAUGCCGAGAUCAAUCAGAUCAAGGCGAUGCUGCAGCCUUUGCAGGGAGAAGUCGCUCGCCUGACAGAGAUCAACGGUGGACUCUCUGAGGCUAACAGAAACUUGGUCGACGACACCAACGGUCGAUAUGCCACGCUCCAGGCCGAGCACAAUGAUGCGCACGAGAAGUGGCAGUCUGCCAGCAGGGAGCUCGAGACGAUCCGCUCAGAGCACGGUAGAGUCACGUCUGGCAUGCGCGACAUCGUCGAGGCUGAGAUUGCGUCUGCACUGGCCGACAAGAAUGCGGAGAUUCUCCGGCUGCGGGAGCAACUGGACAUUGCCGCCGAGCAGAUCCGAUCUCUGCAAAUGCAGACUCAAUCUUCCAAGUCAAGCGACUGGCUCGUCCAGCGUGACGAAGACUACUUCGAUGGAGCAUGCCAGAAACUGUGCCAGCACGUCCAGCAGUGGGUACUACGCUUCUCGAAGCUGUCCGACAACCGUGUAUGUCACCUGUCCACGGAGCUCAAAGACGACAAACUGGAGGCGCGCCUGGAUAACGCCAUACUGGAUGGCUCGGAUGUCGACAAGCUACUCAGCGAUCGAGUGCGCCGUCGCGAUGUCUUCAUGUCUGUGGUCAUGACCAUGGUUUGGGAGUACGUCUUCACGCGAUACUUGUUCGGCAUGGACCGCGAACAACGCCAAAAACUCAAGGCUCUCGAAAAGACACUGGCAGAGGUCGGACCACCUCGCGCUGUGGCUCACUGGCGUGCCACGACGCUCACUCUGCUCUCUAAGCGUCCGGCUUUCGCCACUCAGUGCGGGCUCGACACCGAGGCUGUUGCACACGAGAUUUUCAACAUGCUUUGCACGCUUCUACCACCACCGCAAAGCGCGGAGCAGCAACUGUUCGCCUCGUUGCAAAAGGUCAUGGGCGUUGCGGUCAACCUGUCUAUCGAAAUGCGCACGCAACGAGCCGAGUACAUUAUGCUACCUCCGCUCCAGCCGGAGUACGAUACCAAUGGAGAUUUGGUGCGCAAAGUGCAUUUCAAUGCGGACCUCAUGAAUGAACGGUCUGGAUUUUUCAGUUCCAACGAGGAACUAGCUGCCGAUCAAGCGGUGGUCAAGAUUGUGCUGUUCCCGCUCGUGGUGAAGAAGGGGGACGACAAUGGAGAAGGGGAGGAGGAGAUUGUCGUCUGCCCAGCACAGGUGCUUGUGCGAAAUGACGGAGGAAGGGGGAAGAAGGUCGUUCGCGUGAUGAGCGGAGCCCUUCCCAUGGACAUUGAUCAUCCGAUGGAAGGUCGGCAGAGCAGGCACAGCAUGGUCAGUGAGUCGCCUGGGAGUGUUGCACUCUAG